Hibiscus syriacus is the source of this 2220-nucleotide messenger RNA. RefSeq names its product probable aminotransferase ACS10. Lineage: Eukaryota; Viridiplantae; Streptophyta; Magnoliopsida; Malvales; Malvaceae. Gene Ontology annotation, biological process: amino acid metabolic process; biosynthetic process. The transcript has 6 exons. The record is from RefSeq and is a predicted model, not a curated record. Gene Ontology annotation, molecular function: pyridoxal phosphate binding; L-aspartate:2-oxoglutarate transaminase activity; aromatic-amino-acid:2-oxoglutarate transaminase activity. Bases 365 to 1591 code for a protein of 408 amino acids.
UCAAUCAAAUCGGAAUAUAUGAAAUUCUCGUGCUCUCUAAUCUGCGAAAUCACGUGCAAAUGAUCCUGUUGUGCAUCAUUAGAGAAAACGAAGGAGAUUGAUAAAGGAAACUGAGAAAUUCAAAAUAAUUUGCGAAAAUUCCCACCUAAAACGAGGCCAAAAUAUUUUCACAAACAAAGAGAGAGGCCAUUUCGGUAAACUAACACAGCUUUUCCCUCCUAAAAAUCACAACUGUUAAAUCCCUAAAAAAUCUAGCGAAGACUGGCUUAGAAAGAUUGUGUAUCCCAUAUUCGAAAAGAAAGCACGAAAGAGACGCAUUCCCAUCUCUCUAUCUCCAUCGUUAUGUGGCCAUGACUUCACUGCAAUGACACAAACCCGUUAUUCCCGGACUCGGAGCCCCGAAAUCGAAAAGGAAAAAGCCGGAGGAGGUGGUGGAACUGCCAUGAGAGUGAUAAUUCCUCUACAAGGUAUUGUUCAAGGACGAGGGGGCUUAGUUUUAGGCUCCGUAAUCCCUUGCGCGCUCUUUUACUUUCUCCAAUUCUAUUUGAAGCGACACCGUAAAGACACGGAUGACCAGAACGAUUCGAAUUCCUCGGGUCAAAACCCAAACCCCCGUUCAUCGUCGUACGGGAAGUUAUCGGAGCUUCCUGGGUUGACACGUAACUUGUCUCGGGGUUUGAUCUCGCCGCGAAGUCUGCGUGGACCCGUCUCUGUUUCGGGUCGGGUUAGAGGGAUUGUAAAGGGAGCGGAUUCUCCGUAUUACGUGGGACUGAGGCGGGCUAAGGAGGAUCCAUAUGAUGAACUGAGUAAUCCAAAUGGGGUCAUCCAGCUGGGUUUAGCAGAAAACAAGUUGUCUUUGGAUUUGGUUAAGCACUGGCUAGCAGACAAUGCGGAGCAAGCCAUAUUGAGAAACGGGAAAGAGCUGAGCAUUAGCAGGAUUGCCACUUAUCAGCCUUUAGAUGGAUUGAUGGAGUUCAAAGUGGCUGUAGCAGGAUUCAUCUCUCAAGUCAUGGAGAAAGCUGUUUCUUUCAACCCUUCACAGGUAGUGCCGACGGCUGGUGCGACCCCUGCUAUUGAGAUUCUUAGUUUCUGCUUAGCAGAUGCUGGAAAUGCAUUUCUUGUUCCAACACCAUAUUACCCCGGUUUUGAUAGGGACAUAAAAUGGCGAACUGGGGUCGAAAUAAUACAUGUUCCUUGCCGAAGUGCGGACAACUUCAAUUUAAGUAUAGCUGCCCUCGAUCGAGCAUUUGACCAGGCAAAGAAACGUGGACUUAAAGUGCGUGGGAUAGUAAUAUCAAACCCCUCAAACCCUGUUGGCAAUCUUAUAAAUCGAGAAACAUUUUACAGCCUUCUAGACUUUGCCAGAGAGAAAAACAUCCGUAUUAUCUCUAAUGAACUAUUGGUUGGUUCUACUCAUGGAAAUGAAGAAUUUGUGAGCAUGGCAGAACUCCUUGACCCGGAUGAUUUUGACCGGAAAAGAGUUCAUAUAGUGUACGGGUUGUCAAAAGACCUUUCUCUUCCAGGUUUUCGGGUCGGUGUUAUCUACUCAUAUAGUGAGGGAAAGUCUUACAAUCCACUCUUAGUCUUUUAGGUGACUUUAAGAUGUCUUUUUAGGAUUUAACUGUUUGGAGAUUCAGAUUGGUUAAGUAAUAUUGCAGAUACUUAAAGCUAUAAGGACUGUUUGCUUAUGGCUGUGGUUAACGGUUUAUGAUGUUAGUUAGCAAAGGUGGCACCAAAAUUUUGGUAGAGUAUAAUGUUUGUGUUAUGAGAAUCCAGUAAGAGUGAGGCCGUGAACACCAAAUAUAUGAAUUUUACUAUUUGAGGUCUGAGUAUAUUGGUGGCAGGCACUGGACAAGCCGAGUUUGUUUCUUAUAUAACUCAAAGAGGACUUUUUGUUAGGUGUUAUAUCUUCAAUAGAAGAGGGGGGGAAAAAACAAUAAAGCAAACAUGCAAUGAGGCCUUGUAAUUUCCAGUUCAAUUCAACUCUUAAAAUUAGUGCUUUCUCACCACCAUUUGUAUAUCACUUACUUGGAUUACUUGCCCGUGAUCAUAAAGUGACCACUUUUCAUUUGGAGAAAGAGAAGGAAUGCAAAAGAGAGCGGAGGAAUAUAUUACCAAUUAGUGACAAGUCUUGAGCACGUGUUUUCCAGGGGUAUUUAGAAUUUUCAGGUGAUAUAAUAUGCUGAAAGAAUACCUUAACCAGCACAAGUAAAAUUUUAA